Messenger RNA from Biomphalaria glabrata, 1344 nucleotides. RefSeq lists its product as uncharacterized. The record is from RefSeq and is a predicted model, not a curated record. The transcript has 7 exons. The coding region runs from base 237 to 746 and encodes 169 amino acids. Lineage: Eukaryota; Metazoa; Mollusca; Gastropoda; Planorbidae.
UUUUUCACCAUCGAAACGGAUGCUAUAGAGAAAGAACCAUAGUGAAAUCUUAUCGUCCUGUCUCUAUCGUCACGCUGCAUCUAGAUCUAUUGUCUUUCAUCUUGCGGUAGCAGUAAACUAUUUCCAUGAAAAUACAUUCAAAAAUAUGGCUAUCGGCAUUGCAUAGCUGUGACUAAGUUUUAUCGCAACCUGUUCAAAAGUAACACUGGUACUGACUUUAGCCCUGCGCCACAAAGAUGAGUGAAAACUUGGUUAUCAAAACCAUUAACAUCAUCUUGGUUGUUUCCAUGUUUCUUUUACAUCUUAUGGCCUCGUUUUCGGGAAAUUGGACUGUGACUACUAAGGGCGGUGUCAUCUAUAAGUCCAGAGGUAUCUAUGUUGACUGUACCUUCAAUAGAUGCACUUACAAUUCAAAAACAGUUUCAGCAUGGCAGGACACAGCGCGUUUCUUAUUUUAUGUGAUGUGGACCAUUAUAUUGGUGACGGUAAUUAUCAACGGCCUAUCUCUAUGGAUCCUGGCCGCUCGGUUACCUAGAAUCUUCGCUUUACUCUAUUUUUCGGCAGCUGUGAUUGGAAUUCUUAUAACCAUUAUAUUUCCAAUCACUGUGAGCCCAAUCGGUAAAGACGGUCUUUCUGAAACCUGGUUCAGCUCAGGUUUUUACAUAUUUGUGGCUGGAGUUUUCAUGAACUUUACGUUGUCAUUACAGUGUUACCAGCUAACUCCAGAAUAUUACCCUGGAGCUUGAAAGGUUUGAAAGUAAAUUUGUCUUUCUUGUACGCUAACUCAAGUCUGAAACUAAAGCCUACAGUUCAUCGAAAGUGACGCAGAUAUGAAGCUCUUCUGUGCUAGAAAGUUAAGACAGUGAUGUGAAGAAAGACACUUUAAAUGUUGAUGAUUGCUUAUAUUUUUAAGUCUAAUGACUAUGUUCACAAGAUUGGUGUAAAUACGAGCAUGCUCAAUUUCGUUUGUUUGUGAUGAAGAUAAACGAAGCUUAAGGUAGCGAGAAUUAGCAUAUAAGAAAGAAAUUAUUUUUCGUCCUUAAAGAAAAUCGAAUUUGUAAAUAUAGAUUACUAAAUAUAAUAAUCAGUUGUCUCUUUUGCUUACAUAAUUUGCCUCAUAUUAGUUAACAAACAAAUUUCAAUAUUCUUGCUACAACGCACAAUUUAUGUAAAUGCUAUUAUGUAAAUUUUUGUCACCACAUUAGUUUCCAGCUUCUUGAAUUGUGUGCGUGUAAAUGAAAAUCCAAAAUGUUUGUGAUAUUUAAAAGCAUAUAAAAUAAUCUCAUAAAGAAUGAAUAAAUAUACGUCUGUAUUCUACAGAACAUUAAAAUGUUGCAACCCUAA